AUGAACUCUCCUACAAGCAUGCCGGUCCCGUGCUGCGAAGCCGAUGCUCAAAUGUGCAUGGACAAGGAGGACCCGGACGGGGUUGCCGUGGAACACGAAAUGCAUCAGGAGGCGCACAGAGGAAGCGAGAGGAAGAGGAGCUUCACGUGGCAGGGCAAGUGGCCCUUCUACAAAUACCGAUGGUUGGUACGCGAGUACGUUGCCGAGUUCUUCGGAACGUUUUUUCUCGUCACCUUUGGAACCGGCGUCAUUGCGACGACUGUGUUUCACGCCGGUAACGCUGCCGUCUAUCAGUCCAACACGAGCUACAUGGAAAUCACCCUUGGCUGGGGCUUUGGGCUCACCAUCGGCCUUUUCCUGAGCAUGGCUGUGUCCGGUGGUCACCUGAACCCGGCCGUGACGCUAGCGAACUGUGUCUUUGGUGUCCUUCCCUGGAUUAAGCUACCAGGCUACUUUCUCGCCCAGUUCCUCGGAGCCUUGGCUGGUGCCGCGAACACUUACCUGCUCUUCAAAUCGCACUUUGACGUAGGCCAAAAGAACUUGCUUCCAAACGAAACGAUGGCAUCCAAGUACAGCGGUAUCUUCGCCACAUACCCUAAUGUUGCGAACACCUACGCGGCGUGGAGCGAGGUGUUCAACACCAUGGCACUCAUGAUGGGGAUUCUCGCCAUCACGGACCCUCGCAUGACUCCCGCUGUCAACUUCAAGCCGGUGGCUAUUGGGCUUCUCUUGUUUGUGAUUGGUAUCACGUCAGGCAUCAACUCUGCCUAUGGCCUCAACCCCGCACGCGAUUUUGCACCUCGGGUGUUCGCGGCCAUGCUUUGGGGCUCGGAGCCUUUCACGAUGCAUGGGUUCUACUUUUGGAUACCUUUAAUCGCACCGUUUAUUGGCGCCCUUCUCGGCAUGUUCUUUUACGUCUUUUUUAUCAUUCCGCCCAAUUUCUAG
Messenger RNA from Leishmania mexicana MHOM/GT/2001/U1103, 945 nucleotides. Its product is annotated as aquaglyceroporin. Gene Ontology annotation, molecular function: water channel activity; glycerol channel activity. The record is from RefSeq and is a predicted model, not a curated record. Gene Ontology annotation, biological process: water transport; glycerol transmembrane transport. The transcript has a single exon. Bases 1 to 945 code for a protein of 314 amino acids. NCBI's taxonomy places the organism in Eukaryota, Euglenozoa, Kinetoplastea, Trypanosomatida, Trypanosomatidae. Gene Ontology annotation, cellular component: plasma membrane.